Molecule: messenger RNA, 970 nt
Organism: Purpureocillium takamizusanense
Lineage: Eukaryota; Fungi; Ascomycota; Sordariomycetes; Hypocreales; Ophiocordycipitaceae
Exons: 2
Coding region: 143-697 (184 amino acids)
Source: RefSeq, a predicted model, not a curated record
GUCCCGCCGUCCCGUGCUGUCUCAGUCUCUCCUAUUCAUAUACCAUAAUACCAUUCAGACAGACAUUGACCUCUCUACGACUCCUUGAGCGACCCCUUUUGAAAAGCUUCACACCACUACCACCACCACCACCGCCGCCGCCAUGAAGUUCACCAACGUUGCCGUCGUGGCCCUCGCUGCCGCCGUCCAGGCCGCCCCCGAGCCCAUGCCCACGCCCAAGCCCGACAUCUUCAACGACGCCUCCACCUUUGUCAACGGCCUCGUCUCCGACGCCUCCACCUUCGUCAACGGCAUCGGCUCCUCCGCCGGCAACAUCAUCUCCGACGGCAAGUCCAUCGCCAGCGACGUCGCCUCCAAGGGCCAGAGCUUCCUCUCCUCCCACGCCGCCGAGGCCUCGUCCGACAUCCAGCGCCUCACCAGCGAGGCCGGCGCCCGCGUCUCCAGCUUCCACAACUUCCUCUCCACCGCCACCGACGCCGCCGCCCGCAGCAGCGCCAGCGCCGAGCUGAGCCGCAUCUCCCAGACCGUCGCCGCCGCCACCAGCAGCAUCGGCGCCGCCGCCUCCUCCGCUACCCGCAGUGGAGGCGCCGCUGCCACCAGCUCCAGCACCGCCGCCGGCGCCCUCGGCCCCGCCCCGACCGCUGCCGUCGCCAUGGGUGCGCUCAUGGGCGGUGCCGCCUUCUUUGCCAACUUGUAAGGUGCCAGGCGUAUCUCUCAAAGGAAGGUGCUGCGCAUAGGUACCAUGACGGGGUCGGCAUGUGGCCCGGCGGAGGAUGUAAUACCCCUUGAAAGAGAAAUACGGCAACCGAGGACCGCGUCCAGUUUCAGUGGCGUUGCAGACAGUACGCAACCACCAAGUCUCUCACGAGACGGCCAUUGCCAGAAUAGAUUCCACAGUUUCAUCUCGCGUUAAGUUACAAUGCGCUACCAAUCACGUACAUAGUUGCAAAAAUACCACAUCAUCUGAUAA